This is a messenger RNA of Dictyostelium purpureum, 791 nucleotides long. RefSeq lists its product as uncharacterized. Gene Ontology annotation, molecular function: ATP-dependent diacylglycerol kinase activity. Lineage: Eukaryota; Evosea; Eumycetozoa; Dictyosteliales; Dictyosteliaceae. The record is from RefSeq and is a predicted model, not a curated record. The transcript has a single exon. Bases 81 to 791 code for a protein of 236 amino acids.
CAAUAAUAAUACAAUACAUAAUAAAUUUUUUUAAUAAUAAUAAUUAGCAUUUUUAAUAUUAAUAAUAAAAUAAUAGAAAUAUGGGUUUUAUAAAUAGAAAGCAAUUAUCAAAUUCAUUAAGAUAUAUCGGCGUUGGUGUCAAAAGAAUACCAAGAGUUAUAAAAGAAUUAAAGAGAAAAGGAUUCCACUUUUUUGGAUUGGUUAUACCUAUUAUAUAUAUUUUAGGCUUACAUUAUACAACAUUUAUGACCAGAGGAUUUGCAGUUAAAUUAUUGGGAUCAAUUACACUAGGAUACUUUAUUUGGGAACAAUUAAGAUUAAAUGUACCAGCAGUCAGCGAAUUUUGUGUUAAAAUGUAUGGCCAUAUGAUGAGGGAAAAAGAAAAGGACAGAAUGAAUGGCGUUUUCUUUUACCUCUUGGGCAGCACAAUAUGCAUAUACUUUUUCCACCCCCUUAUCGCAGUUUCAAGCAUGUUAUUUUUAAUUAUUGGGGAUUUCACUGCAGCUUUAGUCGGUAUUUCUUAUGGUAGAACCAAAAUUGGAAACAAAUCAUUAGAGGGCACCAUGGCAAUGUUUUUAGUUUGUUUUGUUUUAAGUUUUGCAAUGUUUUUCAAUCAAUCUUUAGGUGAACAUAUAGCUUUUUGGGGAUCACUCGUAGCAACUCUUGUAGAAUUAUUCAAUCCAUCAUUCGUCGACGAUAAUUUAACCAUUCCAAUUAUUGGGGCUAUUGCCAUGAAAUAUAUGACCGUAAGAUUGGGCGUAGAACUUCCAGUAUAUAGUAAUUCUUUAUAA